AUGAACAAGUGCAAGCAAGCCGGUCGCCCGAUGCUUUCGGAGCAGCGCCGGGAGACAUUAGGUUCAAUGUACAGUCUGGUCGGUAGCCACAGUGCAGUGAAACUAUGCCGCUGGCAGAAGUCAAUGAUGCGUGGAAUGGGCGGCUGUUACAAGUGGACGAUGUAUGGCAUUGAGUCCCAUCGCUGCAUGGAGGCAACACCCAGCAUGGCAUGUGCCAACAAGUGUGUGUUCUGCUGGCGAUUAAAUACUAAUCCUACAGCGACAGAGUGGAAAUGGCAAGUCGAUAACCCACACGACAUUGUCGAGGGGAUGUUGACCAGCCACAAAACCCUUGUUCAUGAGGUGCAGGGUAUGCCCGGUGUAACGGCUGAAAGCUUGGAGGAAGCAAAGAACCCCAAGCACUGUGCCCUUUCUCUCGUGGGGGAGCCCAUCUUAUACCCCAAAGUUAAUGAGUUUCUUCACAUACUCCACACAAAGGGGAUUUCUACGUUUCUUGUCAACAACGGUCAGUUCCCCGAAGCAGUGGAGAAUUUGGCGACCGUCACACAGUUGUAUUUGAGUGUUGACGCACCCAACAAGGAAGUGAUGAAGAUUUUAGACAGACCAGUUUUCGCUGAUUACUGGGAUCGCUUUAACCAAAGUGUCCUCUACAUGAAUCAAAGAAGGGAAAGAACCGUUUUUCGCCUGACGAUGAUCGAUGGGUUCAAUAUGAGUGAGGACAACUUGCGAGAGUAUAAGGUUCUCUUCGAGGUGGGUCGGCCAAACUUUAUUGAGUUGAAACGGUUAACACCAGCGUUCUCUGGGAAUGACAGGAGCAUAUUGAGGAUGAAGAAUGUUCCCACAUGGGAGGGGUUGAAGACAUACGCCGCUCGCUUGUGUGAGACUAUACUCGAUGGUAAGGAGUAUAGUGUGGCAUCAGUACACGAGCACUCUGGGUGCAUUCUCUUGGCGCAAAAUCGCUUCAAAGUUGAUGGUGUUUGGCACACGUGGAUCGAUUUUGACAAGUUCAAUGCCAUGGUGCUCGAUCCUGCUGUUCGGCCGCGGAUUGUAGCCGAUGGUUACCUGCGCCCUACACCUGAUUGGGCUCUACCAGAUUCUCAGAGUGCUGGUUUCGACCCAGCUCAGUGUAGGCGCAUCACACCCCGACGUCAGAAGUACAUGGAUGCUAACGAGGGAUCUGCCCCGUGA
Molecule: messenger RNA, 1188 nt
Organism: Trypanosoma brucei brucei TREU927
Lineage: Eukaryota; Euglenozoa; Kinetoplastea; Trypanosomatida; Trypanosomatidae
Product: radical SAM domain protein, putative
Exons: 1
Coding region: 1-1188 (395 amino acids)
Biological process (GO): wybutosine biosynthetic process
Molecular function (GO): catalytic activity; 4 iron, 4 sulfur cluster binding
Source: RefSeq, a predicted model, not a curated record